Messenger RNA from Symbiodinium natans, 635 nucleotides. The record is from the annotation of a GenBank genome assembly. Lineage: Eukaryota; Dinophyceae; Suessiales; Symbiodiniaceae.
GUUUAAACUCAUCUUUCAUCGCCUUGCAAUCCGCGCCCUUGAAAAGGGCUGGUGAUCCAUUACCCCGACACGCUUACAGCAGCAGAGUGUUGGCUGGGCAGAACACCCCUCCCAUUCUGCGAGCAACGGCAAUAAAUCCCGGCAAGCAGCUCAUGUUGUUGACGGCCACGGAUGAGGACAGCAGACCUUCCCCUUCCGCUGAGGCUGCACCUUUGUGGGCUGUGGCAAACAUCAGCGUCGCAAGCGCGGGCCAGUUGCAGAAGGCAAGAGGCGACGUGGUUGUGCCAUACCAGGGUCCUGACAUCCAGGAUGAGUAUAUCCAUCGGAUUUUUUUCAGAGUCUACGAGCAACCUUCAAGAGUGCCUCGCCAAGAUCUGGGCAACUACGGGCAGCUGCGCCGCUGGAUGAGCCGACAUGCCUUGGUUGGGCAGGGUGCCCGCAAUGGUGGAAAAAUGUCAGAAUUGCUUAUGACUGCGGUUCGCAAGCGGCCUGGCUCCACGGUGACUGUUGCUUCUGUCGCUGCGAAUCCUGAGUUCGCCGGCCUGAUUUCCACAGGCCAUCGCGGCCAUCGCCCCUCGCAAUGCAAAGAACGCCGUAGGAAAUGGCAGGAAUUCGUCUUCCUUGACAGGCGGUGA